Molecule: messenger RNA, 5190 nt
Organism: Python bivittatus (Burmese python)
Lineage: Eukaryota; Metazoa; Chordata; Lepidosauria; Squamata; Pythonidae
Gene: SLC13A3
Product: solute carrier family 13 member 3
Biological process (GO): succinate transmembrane transport; citrate transport
Cellular component (GO): plasma membrane
Molecular function (GO): succinate transmembrane transporter activity; sodium:dicarboxylate symporter activity; citrate transmembrane transporter activity
Source: RefSeq, a predicted model, not a curated record
UCUCUCAAGCCGGUCCCGCGGGGUGUUUGUCAGGGCAUGGCAGCGCUGGGAGCCGUAGUGAAGAAAGUGUGGUGUAUCCGCCGCUACUUGGUGCUUCUGUGCACUCCGCUGGUGCUGCUGCCCGUCCUCUUCAGCCUGCCCCCCAAGGAAGGAAAAUGUCUCUACGUCAUUUUGGUGAUGGCUGUAUAUUGGUGCACCGAAGCUCUGCCAUUAUCGGUGACUGCUCUUCUCCCUAUAAUUCUGUUUCCUUUCCUUGGAGUUCUCCCAGCCAGCAAAGUUUGUCCCCAGUACUUUUUAGACACCAACUUCCUCUUUUUGAGCGGCUUGAUCAUGGCAGCUGCCAUUGAAGAGUGGAAUCUGCAUCGCAGAAUUGCAUUAAGAAUCCUUAUGUUAGUAGGAGUCCAACCAGCCAGGCUCAUUUUAGGCAUGAUGCUAACAACUUCCUUCCUGUCUAUGUGGCUGAGCAACACAGCCUCUACUGCUAUGAUGCUACCAAUUGCAAUGGCUGUUCUAAAAAGCCUUUUUGGAGAUAAGGAAACAUCUAAGGAUCACAAUAGGGUAAAAGAAGAAAAUCAAGCUUCAGUACAUCAGAAUAAACUUCACAUGGUGCCAACUGAGAUGCAGCUUCUAACAAAUAUUAAUGAGAAAGACGUGACUGAAGAGAAGGAAGUCACAGUUGACAUUUCCUUGGAUGUAAGGAAGGAAGAAGAAUACAAGACAAAUAUAUGGAAAGGAUUUCUGAUUUCCAUCCCUUACGCUGCUAGUAUUGGUGGAACAGCAACACUGACUGGAACAGCACCAAAUCUCAUUCUUUCAGGACAGUUGAAGAGUUUUUUCCCAGGGUGUGAUGUUGUGAAUUUUGGCUCUUGGUUUGUGUUUGCCUUUCCCUUAAUGCUACUUUUCCUUUUUCUUGGAUGGCUCUGGAUAUCCUUCCUUUAUGGAUGCAUUAGCUUAAGAGGCUGCACCAAGAAGAAGUCAGAGAUAAGAGCUGAUGCAGAAGGCAGAGCUCGGGCAGUUAUAAAGGAAGACUAUGAGAAACUGGGACCAAUAAAGUUUGCAGAACAGGCAGUAUUUGUUCUCUUCUGUUUAUUUGCGAUCCUGCUAUUCUCUAGAGAUCCAAAAUUCAUCACAGGCUGGGCAAGCUUAUUCACACCAGGGUUUGUCACAGAUGCAGUUACUGGAGUCACAAUAGUGACAAUACUGUUCUUCUUCCCAGCAAAAAAGCCAUCUCUUAAAUGGUGGUUUGAUCUAAAAGCAUCCAAUGUUGAGAAUGAACCUUUGCUCUCCUGGAGAAAAGCCCAAGAAAGUGUGCCUUGGAAUAUAAUUCUGUUGCUUGGAGGAGGUUUUGCAAUGGCAAAAGGAUGUGAGGAAUCGGGUUUGUCUGUCUGGAUUGGAGGUCGUCUUGACCCUCUAGAGAAUCUCCCUCCUCCUGUGGCUGUAAUUCUCAUCACAGCAGUCAUAGCAUUGUUCACAGAAUUUGCCAGUAACACAGCUACAAUCAUAAUCUUCCUGCCUGUCUUGGCAGAGCUGGCCAUUCGUUUGAAGGUGAAUCCCCUCUACUUAAUGAUACCAGGAACUAUAGGGUGCUCUUUUGCUUUCAUGCUUCCAGUCUCUACACCCCCAAAUUCCAUUGCUUUUGCUUCUGGGCAUUUGAUGGUCAAAGACAUGGCGAGAACUGGCCUGCUGAUGAAUUUGAUGGGAGUCUGUCUUCUGAGCUUGGCCAUCAAUACUUGGGCUAUGAGCAUCUUUCAGCUGGGCAGCUUUCCUGCCUGGGCCAACAUCCAUAUGGAAAAUGCAACCACCCUACUGGGAGAUGGCCAGAACAUUACUUUGAACUUAAUGAGUUAAUUAUAAGUAAAGCAACCUUAUUCAUGAGGUUGGGUGUGAAAAUGUCUCUCCUCAAAUCUGAGCACUAAAUUAAAUUGAUAUUGAGUACAGGUACGCAUGGAGGGGUAUACUGUGGAUGUGCAGCCACCAUAGGACCAUCAAGUACUUUUGCUUGUUUUUACAAAUCUUUGUGAAUAUUCAUUGAUUUUUAUUUUUAUUUUUUUGGUCUGACAAAAAGACUUUCUCAUUUUCAUUCAAAGAAUUAUCAAGUAGCUUUAGGUUUAGUCGUUCACUGUUUGAGGCUUGGAAGAUCUUUUCCCAUCUUUUCUUGUCUGAAUAAAUGGAACUAUUUUCCUUUACUAAAGAGGAUUAUUGCCUAAAUAUAGAAGUAUCUGGCUAUUUAAAUAUAGCAGCAUAUUGCCAUCUGAAUAUAGAAGCACAUGAGCAAGUAAAACAGUGUAUCUUUCCUUGAAUUGGAAAGUCUUUUAAAGAUUUCAGACUAUAUAUUCUCUGCCAGAUACAGGUACAGCAGGUUAUCAAAGCAGAAAUUAAAAAAAAAAACAAAUCGUAUGACCUUGUUUGACUAGGGUGGUGACAACUUGGUUGAAUCUGUUGCUGUUUAGAAGAAACCAGGAGCACAGAUAAUAUUGACAAAAUUACAAAUCUGAGUUGUUCUGAAAGAUAAGAGAGAUAAAAUGGAAAAGGUAUGGGUUUGCAUGUAUGUGCAAAAUAUGUUUGGGAGAGUAGUGAACGUAGUAAGACAAGCAAAGCUCCUCAUUUUCUGCAUGAGUUUCAUAGACUAUCUGUAAACAGAAUAGUCAUAAUAAAGUCAAAUGAUGAAACUCAGGAUGAGGAACUGGCCAAGGCAGCCAAUUCUGCUGAACACGGAUAGGAAUUCGUGGUGACCAAAAUGCUGUGAUCACCCAUUUCGAGAGUUUCAUUUCUCAAAAUCGUUGAAAACACUGGUACUUGUUAAAGAGCAUGUCAGUGGAUCAACAGUCAUGACUCAUUGCCUUUUACAUUUGUUUCUUGAAGCCAAAGAGCUCAUUUUGUGUGUUUUGUAUUUUGCCUCAACAAAUACACUCUGUCCUCCCAGAAUUAUGUGCCUAGGGAUUUUAAUUAUAUUCUUGAUAAACUCUAUAUGUGCAUGGUGAUCUCUAAACAACUUCUCCAGAGGUACACAACCUGAAGUUGUUAGGCUGCUCUUGGAAGUAUUACCCCAGAUAUACCCCAAACUUGUUCUCAAAUUGUAGUUUUUUAUGUGAUAAAAAAGGGACAAUUAUUCAAUAUAUGACUAGAGAGUAGUCAUGCUAAAUGUAAUUAAUGUUAAUCACAUGUACAUAUAAGUCAAAUGAAAUCAUAUUUGGUUUUUGUCAAAGACAUGCCCACGAAUUUUUGGAGUGUAGUUUCCAACACUACUAUUUACAGUUCAAAUAAGUCCUGCAGCACAGAAAAAGUUGGGUGCUCACAACUGACGUACAACAUGCUUACCAGUCCAGUAAAUGUGAAGCAGUUUACUGGAAAAAAGAGAGGAAUGGAGACUUUCUGAAUUAAAAUUAUCCUUUCACAAAAAGCAGUUACUAUGAAAAAUUGUCACUCAGGCAUAUCUUUAACACAUCCAUUAUAGCCAGACAGAUUAUAUCCAUUAUCCAGUUCUUGUGGUCUCUUGCAAUGUAAUGCUAGGUUGCUGACAACAAUAACUUCUCACCUGGCUAGAUAUAUACAAUGUUCUGUACCUCAAGGAGCAUUGGAAGUGUUUUAGAUUCAUGAGACCAUUCAUCCAGCUAGCUCGGUAUUGAAAAUGAUACUGAUUGUGAUUCUGCAAACUUGAGGAUAGAUUUUUUUUCAAGUUCCAUCUGGAGAUACCAUGAUCCAAUACAGAUGUUCCCUACAAGUAGAAAGUAGUAGUAGUAGUAGUAGUAGUAGUAGUAGUAGUAGUAGUUGGUAUUAAAUGCUUGAUGCUCAAUAACACCAACUUUAUCAGAAUUAGGUCUAAUAGGAAACAAUUGAUCCUCAACUGAUCAUGAUAUGUAACAUGAAGGUCAUGACCUUAUAUACUUAUGAAAAACUUCCCAAAAGUUCAUGAACAUUCACUGGGGAACUUGUCUGUUCAUUCAUCACAGUUUAGAAACACAGCUUGGAUCAUUUAAUAAUGGUCACAACAAUUUUUUUAUCCAUACAUUGUCCUUCAACUUAAAAUGUUGCAAGAGCUUUGUCAAAAUUAACUCCAGUAUUUGGGUGGAACAGAUGGAUUUAAUGCUAGCCAAUAGAGAUAUCUGGAUCCAGCUUUUCCUAGAACUGAAACCUAGUUGAUCCCAUGGACAACAACAACAUUUUGAAAUGGGAACUUAGUCAGUGCUAGACUCCACCAUGUAUUAUUGCAGGCUAUGCUAGAUUCCUUCAGUGUUUUCUUGACCCCAUUAAUGUCAGGAAUUUGAGGUAAUCCAAAAUGCAUCAAAAAUACCAUUAGACUUAAGUGCAGUGUGUAUGAAUGAGAGCUAAACUGGUAUUAAGGUUUGUUUUGCAUUGUUGCCCACUAUGUUAUAUUGCCCCAAAUGCACUAUCUGACUUCAUAUCUAGAAUAAGGUAAUAUGCUGGGCAUAGACUAGAAUGUGGUUUCUCUUUAGAUAUGCCAUUGCUCAUUGGAGAAAUUUGUUUGGUACAAAGUAAAAUGGCAAAGGUCCACAUAGUGAUGGCAAUAGUCAUUGCCAGCAUCAUACGUGAGAAUGCUUUAUCACAGGUCAUGAUGACCAUAUAGAUCUCUUUCGGUCUAAAUCAUGAAAAUGGUAAAAGUCUUGAUUGUUGAUCUUGUCAUGUCCAUUAGUCAUUCGUGAGGAAUUAUUGUUGCUUGGAUUUGGGAGAGGGAAGUUAAAAUCUGAUGGGUUUUUGUAUUGAUUGAUGAUCUUUGUACUUUCAGUGAAAGUGUUUGUAUAUGAACAUUGAUUCUAAUCACCACUGUAAACUUGAUUCUGUGUUAUACUAUUAGAUAUGUGUGUAAGAAACGGACUUUCAGCAAUUGUAAGAUCAAUGUGGAAAGCGUGCUUUGGAAGAUACAAUAUGAGGAAUUGUGCUGGGGGUGGAAGGAAGCUCAGCAAUGAAUUCUUGCUGUGAUGAAUUUUCUUAUCCCUUGUUGCCUAGACUUAUUCAGGAUCUGGAGCAUAUGUGGCAAAGAAAGCUGCUGGGUGCCUCUCUUGUUAAAGUUCAUGUCACUAUAAAAAUUACAUUAAAUCGACAUCACUGAUGUGGAAAUAGGAAAAGGUCAAACUAAAAGCAUUGACAUAUAACUAGCCAAGUAUCAGAUUACAAAACUCCAGAUGCCUAAGAUGCGUAAUUGUGAUGACUGAGAAUAAAAUGCACUCAUUA